AUGGCAGCUCCCGAAGAAUUGGUCACUUUUUCACGAAUUCGACUUGCACAAGCCCUAAAGGAAGAUCCAAAGGACCCAGAGCUGGUCCAUAAAUCCGCAUUAUUCAUACAACUUCGCAACAGACAACCCCAAACAUUAACACAAUCACAACAUAACAUACCGCGUCCCCAAUUUCUAAUUGUACCUCCAACGCUUGGAAACAGCGAGUAUACCGUCCCCAGCAACAAUAUUGUGAACGAAAAUAACAAUCUGCUAGCUGCGAAUAAUGGCGGCGCCAAUUCAAAAUCAUAUGAUCCAUUCCGAAAAAGCAGAAUAUAUUCAUCUCCAUCUCUACCCUCCCUCCCCGUUUCCCGACAAACACCAAAUCAUUCACCGAGCGGAAGCGUAUCUUCAAUCUCGUCAUCUCCCAUCCCCCCUGCUCCGCCUAUAUCAUAUCAACCCCAACCACCACCACCAAACAAACAGAACGCGUUAAUAGGUACUGAAAAGCAUUCUGGACAACAGGCAGAUGUCGAUAGCAUUCUCUUCUGCGAACAGUCAUCGAACAUCGAGGCUUUUGCAUCAGAAAAGUUAUUCAGAUCUCCACUCUCUCAUGCCAACUCGUCCUCAAGUUCCCUCCCAUUAUCGCUUGCAAGCACAUCAAAUCAAUCCUCUUCCCGGCCUAAUUCGAUCUUCGGCCAAAAUCGCCCAAACGCGAGUCCAAACUUACCGCGCCCAACAUCAUCGUACAGUAACAUGUCCAGACCACUGUCGGUACACAGUUUGGGCAAAGCGAAUUCGAGGCCACCGAGUAUUUGGGGAUAUGUACCACCGGUGGAUUCGAGUGAAGAAUCGUCGGAAGAAUCGUCAGAAGGUGAAGAAGAGAGCGGAGAUGAGCAGGAGAGCACUAGCGACGCCAAAAAUAACAGCCGUAUACGCAACGAGACUACUAACAAGAAGACGAUGAAACCCGCUUCUAGGGCAUCAAAUCUUCCAAUGCCACCACCAUUGUCACAACCCAAAGGCUACAAACCCCCCUCACCAACCUCUUCACCGACCCGCACUUCGCCGACUCGCACUUCACCGACUCGCACUUCACCUAAUCGUACUUCCCCAACCCGAACUUCUCCCACCCGAUCAUCAACAAGAUCACCCGAAAAUGGUGAGGAUGAUGUAAAAGUACAUACCCCGACGUCGAUGUCGAUUUUGGAAAAGGUGGAGGAAGAAAAAAGCGAUGAAGAAAGCGAUGAAGAAAGCGAGGAGGAAAGUGACGAAGAAGGAAGCGACGAGGAAAGCGAGGAGGAAAGCGAGGAAGACAGUGGGGAGGAAAGUUCAGAUAGUGAUACUCCAUUGGCAUUAAGGAUGGACGCGCCUCCAAGGUUUUCUAUUCUAUCGUCAUCAGGGAAAAAGUCUCCUAGAGUUGAGGCGUGGGUUAGCGAUGUUUCUCGACAGUCUCUUGUAAUCGACUCCCGUACAUUUAAUCCGAGAAAACAGAGACAGUCACAAGUUAUGGGUGACUCAAGACCGAGGAAGACAUCACUUACGCCCGAUUCGGUAUUCGAUCCGAGGAUGCGUAGACCGAAGUCAGCGUAUACUAUGGAUGAAAGUGAUUUCCUCCCACCACAACCCCAAUAUAGGAAACGCAGUAACAGUGAAUUCGCUCCGGGCAGCAGUUCACAAUAUCGUCCUAUCUCUAUGUAUUCUGCAGCAAGAGCUUCACCACCUCUGUUGCUUUCGACACCAGUUCAACUCCCUAAAGCAGAUAAUGAUGAUUGGGCACAGGACACUCUUCUUGCAUUAUCCACGAAAGUUCCGUCAUCUACUUCUCCUAUACCACCACCACAGAAACACAGAGUCGUUCGUUCGAGUGCAUCGAUGACAAACCUUCGUGCGGGCACACCUCCUUUAUCACUUCCAGCGCCGCCGAGAUCUCCGGGUGAAUUUUAUAUUCAUCAUUCGCGGAAACAGAACGGAAGCAAUUCUUCUUUGAACAAGCUUGUUUUAAAUGGAGAAGGCCGAAGAGAAAGAGGUGAUAGAGAUAGGAUGGAUAAGAGAGCACGGGAGAGAAGUUAUUCAGCCUCAUCACAGCAGCCAUUACAGCAGCAAGGAAGAAAGCGAGAUCAUUCCGGGCUAGGAUAUGGUCCCGUCGGAACGCCGUCACAGGCUAUUAACCGAAUAAGCAUGUAUGGUGGCGCUGCACACAGGAGGGUGGCGAGUGAUCACAUUUCUAAGGGUGAUAAUAUGAUGUAUUAUAGGCAGAGGAAAGAUUUACAAACGUAG
Messenger RNA from Paraglomus brasilianum, 2259 nucleotides. NCBI's taxonomy places the organism in Eukaryota, Fungi, Glomeromycota, Glomeromycetes, Paraglomerales, Paraglomeraceae. The record is from the annotation of a GenBank genome assembly.